Molecule: messenger RNA, 2606 nt
Organism: Odocoileus virginianus texanus
Lineage: Eukaryota; Metazoa; Chordata; Mammalia; Artiodactyla; Cervidae
Source: RefSeq, a predicted model, not a curated record
AGCCCCAGCGCUCACGGCGAUAGCCGCGGCGACCGCGACAGCGGUGGGGGACGCUGCUGAGUCGAAGAGAGCGCAUCCUGGCCACCGGACUUACUUAACUCGCCUUGCUGAUUGUCUAUUUUUACGAGUUUACAACUUUUCUAAGAACUUUCGUAUACAAAGGAACUUUUUUUUUUAAAGGCAUCUCCCUUUUAUAUUUAAUCCAAAGAAGAAGGAUCUCGGGCAAUUUGGGGUUUUGGGUUUUGUCUUCGUUUCUAAUUUUUUUUUCCUCUUCUUUGGCUUUGGGGUUCGGGUACCCCUACUGCUUCGGACUCCGAGGACCUUUUGGGCCCCCACAUUAAUGAGGCAGCCGCCUGGCGAGUCUGACAUGGCUGUCAGCGACGCGCUGCUCCCGUCCUUCUCCGCGUUCGCGUCCGGCCCGGCGGGAAGGGAGAAGACUCUGCGUCCAGCAGGUGCCCCGAAUAACCGCUGGCGGGAGGAGCUCUCCCACAUGAAGCGACUUUCCCCAGUGCUUCCCGGUCGCCCCUAUGACCUGGCGGCCGCGACCGUGGCCACUGACCUGGAGAGUGGAGGAGUCAGCGCGGCUUGCGGCAGCAGCAACCCGGCUCUCCUGCCCCGGAAGGAGACGGAGGAGUUCAAUGAUCUCCUGGACCUGGACUUUAUCCUCUCCAACUCGCUGUCCCAUCAGGAGUCCGUGGCCGCCACGGUGUCCUCCUCGGCAUCAGCCUCAUCCUCGUCCUCCCCGUCGAGCAGCGGUCCAGCCAGUGCGCCCUCCACCUGCAGCUUCAGCUAUCCAAUCCGGGCCGGGGGCGACCCGGGUGUGGCGGCGCCGGGCGGCGCGGGCGGCGGCCUCCUCUACAGCCGGGAGUCUGCACCCCCUCCGACGGCUCCCUUCAACCUGGCGGACAUCAACGAUGUGAGCCCCUCCGGCGGCUUCGUGGCCGAGCUCCUGCGGCCCGUGGCCGAGCUCCUGCGGCCCGAAUUGGACCCAGUGUACAUUCCGCCGCAGCAGCCGCAGCUGCCAGGUGGCGGGCUGAUGGGCAAGUUCGUGUUGAAGGCGUCACUGAGUGCCCCUGGCAGCGAGUACGGCAGCCCGUCGGUCAUCAGUGUUAGCAAAGGCAGCCCGGACGGCAGCCAUCCAGUGGUGGUGGCGCCCUACAGCGGCAGGCCGCCACGCAUGUGCCCCAAGAUCAAGCAGGAGGCUGUCUCCUCGUGCACCGUCGGUCGGCCCCUAGAGGCCCACUUGCGCAUUGGACCUCCUCUCAGCAAUGGCCACCGGCCGCCUGCGCACGACUUUCCCCUGGGGCGGCAGCUCCCCAGCAGGACUACCCCGACCCUGGGUGCGGAGGAACUGCUGAGCAGCCGGGACUGUCAUCCUGCCCUGCCGCUCCCCCCGGGCUUCCAUCCCCACCCCGGGCCCAACUACCCUCCCUUCCUGCCCGACCAGAUGUAGCCGCAGGUCCCACCGCUCCAUUCCCAAGAGCUCAUGCCACCCGGUUCCUGUAUGCCAGAGGAGCCAAAGCCCAAGAGGGGGAGACGGUCUUGGCCCCGGAAAAGGACGGCCACUCACACUUGUUAUUACGCAGGCUGCGGCAAAACCUACACCAAGAGUUCUCAUCUCAAGGCACACCUGCGCACCCACACAGGUGAGAAACCUUACCACUGUGACUGGGACGGUUGUGGGUGGAAGUUUGCCCGCUCAGAUGAACUGACCAGGCACUAUCGCAAACACACGGGGCACCGCCCCUUCCAGUGCCAGAAGUGCGACCGGGCAUUCUCGAGGUCGGACCACCUCGCCUUACAUAUGAAGAGGCACUUUUAAAUCCCCAAACAGUGGAUGUGACCCACACUGCCAGAAGAGAGUUCAGUAUUUUUUACCUUUCACACUGUCUUCCCGGUGAGGGGAGGAAGCCAGCUGGAAAGCACUACAAUCAUGGUCAAGUUCCCAACAAGUCAACUUGUGAAUGGAUAAUCAGGAGACACAAGGAAACCAAAAGACAAACUCAAAACAAAAACCAGAUGGGGUCUGUGACUGGAUCUUCUAUCAUUCCAAUUCUAAAUCCAACUUGAAUAUAUAUAUUCCUGGACUUACAAAACGCCAAGGGGGUGACUGGAAGUUGUGGAUAUCAGGGUAUAAAUUAGAUCUGAGAGUUGGGGGGAGGGAAGACCAGAACCCCUUGAGAAUUGUUUUGAUGCAAUAUAAGCAUAAAGAUCACCUUGUAUUCUGUUUGCCUUCUAAAAGCCAUUAUGACGAUCUUAGAAGAAGAGGAAGAAGAAAUUCAGGUACAGAAAAUGGUGUUUAAUAGCCUAAACGAUGGUGCUUGGUAAGUCUUGGUUCUAAAGGUACCAAAUGAGGCCAAAGUUCUCAAACUGCUGCAUACUUUGACAAGGAAAAUCUAUUUUUGUCUUCCGAUCUACAUUUAUGACCUAAGUCAGGUAAAUACACCUGGUUUACUUUAAUCUUUUUAUGCAGACAGUCUGUUAUGCACUGUGGUUUCAGAUGUGCAAUAAUUUGUACAAUGGUUUAUUCCCAAGUAUGCCUUAAGCAGAACAAAUGUUUUUUCUAUAUAGUUCCUUGCCUUAAUAAAUAUGUAAUAUAAAUUUAA